This is a messenger RNA of Prunus armeniaca (apricot), 237 nucleotides long. Lineage: Eukaryota; Viridiplantae; Streptophyta; Magnoliopsida; Rosales; Rosaceae. The record is from the annotation of a GenBank genome assembly.
AUGGCAAACUUGACGAACAAGCUGAACAAAGCAUAUGCUAGAGAAGUGAAGCAAACAAUGAAAGCCAAAAGUCGGAGCACAAACUUAGACUGGUUGAAGGUCAAAUUAGAAGAAACAAAGAAAGAUGCUGUGCACAAAUUCACUGAAUCUGAAGAAUUUAACCAUCAAAUGGUUGAAUCUUUUAACAAUGGGUUCGAGAUGUUCCGAGAUUAUGCUUUCGUCAUCUCACCAGACUAA